UGUUUCUCUCCGUGCUGUUCUCUCCCGCUGCGAGCCUGCCCGCCUCUCGCUGUCCUCUCUCCCUCUCGCCCUCUCUCUGCCCCCCCCCUUUCACGUUCACUCUGUCUCUCUGACUAUCUCUGCCCCCCUCUAUCCUUGGUACAACAGCUGACCUCAUUUCCCGAUACCCUUUCCCCCCCGAAAGUACAACAUCUGGCCCGCCCCAGCCCGAAGACAGCCCGUCCUCCCUAAAGAAGCAGAAGAGUCCCCCCCCCAAAAAAAAGCCAUCCCCCCGUUCUGCCCCGUCGCACAUUCGGCCCCAGCGACUCGGCCAGAGCGGCGCUGGCAGAGGAGUGUCCGGCAGGAGGGCCUUCGCCCGCUGUUCGGCUUGCGCUAAAGCAGCAGGGAGGUGGGCGGCAGCUUCGCGGCUUCCAGAUACCAAUGGGGAUCCCAGUGGGGAAGUCGAUGCUGGUGCUUCUCACCUUCUUGGCCUUCGCCUCGUGCUGCAUUGCUGCUUACCGCCCCAGUGAGACCCUGUGUGGCGGGGAGCUGGUGGAUACCCUCCAGUUUGUCUGUGGGGACCGCGGCUUUUACUUCAGUCUUCCAGGCAGGCCCGCAAGCCGUGUGAACCGCCGCAGCCGUGGCAUCGUCGAGGAGUGCUGCUUUCGCAGCUGUGACCUGGCCCUCCUGGAGACCUACUGUGCCACCCCCGCCAAGUCCGAGAGGGACGUGUCUACCUCUACGACCGUGCUUCCGGACAACUUCCCCAGAUACCCCGUGGGCAAGUUUUUCCAAUAUGACACCUGGAGACAGUCCGCCCAACGCCUGCGCAGAGGCCUGCCUGCCCUCCUGCGUGCCCGCCGGGGUCGCAUGCUAGCCAAGGAGCUUGAAGCGUUCAGAGAGGCCAAGCGUCACCGUCCCCUGAUCGCCAUGUCCUCCAAAGAUCCGGCCCACGGGGGUGCCUCUUCGGAGAUGUCCAGCAAUCAGAAGUGAGCCAAAUUGUUGUGAUUCUGCAGUGUGUACCAUCAGCUCUGUGACCUCCUCUUGACCAGGACAUUUCCAUCACGUCCCACCACUCAGAUCUCUGUUCCAUUUCUGCCCUAGGGUUUCUCCCACCCAGCCCCCAUGCCCCGCCUCCCCACAUCAGGCGACUCCUCAGCCCCCCUCCACCGGGCUGAGGGAAUGACACCACCUUCAAAAAACGAAACCAAUUGGCUUUAAACAUCUUCCACAGAGACCCUUCCCCCAAAUUAUACAUCCACAACUAAAAGUUGAAAAUUCAAACCCCUAAAUUGUUAUCUCACACACACUAUAUAGCCCCACUUAAAAUUCAAUUGACUUGUUCAGAAACAUCAGAAACACUAAUUACCUUUUUUUUUAAAAAAAAAAAAAACUACUAAAAAGAAUCAAUUGGCUGAAAAAAUACUAAAAAAUUAAUUGGCUUAGAAACAAUUGGCAAAAUAAAGGAAUUUGGCACGCCCCCCCCCCCCCUUCCUUCUCUUCCCCUUUGGACCUUGAGUCAAAUUGGCUUGGACUUGGGUCCCUAAACCAUCCAGAGAAAGGAAGGGGCCCUGCUGCACCAUCUCCCACAGCAACUCCCAGGCUCGUCCUUCACUCGACUUACCAUCAUGGGUCAACGGGGAACUGGGCGGGGGACCCAGUGAGACCACAGCACGGGAAGGGAGCAUGAAAACCUCAACCUCACAAAUAAAUUUUAAUUGGCACAACCCCCUCCCCCAAAAUCUCACAUCUCAUCCCCUGCCUCAGAAGGCACACAGCAGCCCCCCGCCACACACACUGAACACUACCCUCAGCACAUUGCAUACACACACACACACACCCCCUCACUCACACACACACCCUCACACACACUCACACACACUCACUCACACAUAAAACCAGAUGAAGCAGUGAGAAUCCCUCACCAGCGCCCCUUGCACAGAUCAGGCCUAGGUCCAUCCCAAAUUCUCUGAACUGUUUUCAUGGUCCGAGCUCCCUUCCUGCCCACGGCUUUCGGGGCCAGUGCUGUGGGGCAUUACAUCUGCCUGGGGCGCACUGUAGGGUGGGAGAUGGUGCAGCCCAGGCCCAGGCAAACGGUUCCAUCUUUCCCCAUGAGGGAGGUGCCUGUCCCCACGGCCCUGCUGCAGCGUGAGCCAUCGUGGUCCCCAGACCCCACCAACGUCCAUGCCCUGUCCUUGUGUGUCAGCCUGGCCGGAGUGAGGGACGAAUCUGGCCAGAUGGAGAUGUGGAAGUCAGCAGUCAUGCUCCCAGAGUAGCCAGGCCUGGGUGUGCAUCUGGAGAGACCUGGGGGGACCCCCCCGGCAUGCCCAGGAGACUGGCCCUGAUGUGGGGAGUGUGGGAAGUCUGGCGGUUGGAGGGGUGGGUGGGGGGCAGUGGGGGCUGGGUGGGGGGAGCUCUGGGGUAAGAAGUGGUCCCGGGAGGUUUUGGCUGGAUGUCAGGAGGAAAAGCAGUUGAACUUGCAGAAUUACCAAGAGAAAUUAGAUCCCAAAUUUUACGUCAAUUGAUCUUUUCCCCCCUUUGUUUCUUGGGGCAUAUUUUCCUUUUUUUUUUUGAUCCCUCCUUAGCUUUUCAUGCGCUCGUCAAUUAAAUUACACCCUUUCCCCAUAACAGGGGAGCAGUGACAAAGUAUGGAGCCCUACCACUGGCACCGACACCUCCUGCUCCCCGCCAUUUAUCACCCUUGAUUUGAUUUUUUUUUUUUUUUCAAUCUAUCCCUUUUGCUUGGGUUGAGUUGGGAGUGGAGCCUUCAUGGGGUUCCGGCCACUGUGCCCCAUGGAGAAGCCAGAGGGGAAUUGAGAAGGCCGCUUCCCGGCCUGGCAUCCGGGGACUGUGGCUGGUCCCUGGAGGUUCUGAGGGGCGGAGGAGGGCUGGGGCAGUGUCUCCUCAGGUGUCAGGAGGGUGCUCGGAGGCCACAGGGAUGGGGCCCCCGGCUGGCCUGUGGCUGGCUGGGGGGGAAGGGGCUGCAGGUGUGUAAGCAGAAGGGCUCCAUCCGGCGGGAGCAGGUGGCCGCCUUCCGCACACUUGGGGAACACUCCCCUCCCUCUGUGACACCAUACCCGCUCCUCAGCGCCCCACCUUGUCCACAGGAGGUCCAGAGCUCCGUGGAAUCUCCUUUGGUCAGGGUGGGGUGAGGCCAGGAAGCAGGGGAGGUCAGGAGGCUCUGAGCCCGCAGAGCAGGAGAGCUGGCCAUCAAUGGGGUCACUUGGGCCCUGAGGCCCGCGGGUCUGGCAGUGCUGUGGCAGCCACCCACAGCGCCUAGGACUGUGGCAGGGACCUCGGGCGGCUGGAGGCCUACCUCACCCCCACUCCUGCCUCCAGUGCAGUCCCCCUGCACAGCAGUCCGACUAGCAAUCUAGGGGCCUGAGGCUUCUGGGCCCUAGCGACAGGACUGGCAUGACCCUGGGGGCGGUCCGUGCCAGCCCGACCUCAGCACAGAGGGUCCCUCAGCUAGUGCCUGGAGAAUGGGCCAUUCGGAACAUUGGACAGAAACCAAAGCGCAAAGUUGUUUUGAUUGAAGAGUCGGAUUGGCCUGAGAUCCAAAACACUGCGAGGCACCCUAAAUUCCCUGCCCGUUCAGUGGGACACCCACCCACAAACAGUGUUAUGUUUCGCCUCGCUGGGAUGGGUGCUCCUGGGGUACUUGCACUCUGCCCUCUGUGUCCCCUAAUGUAUGGCUCUCCCUGGGUCGCUGGCCAUCCUGACCCGGGCACCCACCUGGCCUCCCGUGCCCUAGUGUGGUCCUCCAUCUUGUCUCUUCCCCCACAUCCCCCCCCCCAACUGUCUUCAGCAGGACCCCCUCUUGGGUCCCUCCCUUUGCCAUCACCUGAAGACCCCCCCACGCGACGAACACCUGUGUCACCUUGCCGCCUGUGUUGGUCCAUCGUGCAGCGGCCCUGUGUUUGCCUCAACUUGACCCCUUUAACAUGCUAAUAUUUCUGGCAAAAUCCAGUGCUUGGGUUUUGUCUCUAACCUGUUAUCGCUCGCAAUCCCAAUAAAGCAUUUAAAAUUA
Marmota monax (woodchuck) is the source of this 4009-nucleotide messenger RNA. It is a transcript of the gene Igf2, whose product is annotated as insulin like growth factor 2. NCBI's taxonomy places the organism in Eukaryota, Metazoa, Chordata, Mammalia, Rodentia, Sciuridae. Gene Ontology annotation, molecular function: hormone activity; growth factor activity. The record is from RefSeq and is a predicted model, not a curated record. Gene Ontology annotation, cellular component: extracellular region. The transcript has 4 exons. The coding region runs from base 421 to 972 and encodes 183 amino acids.